Molecule: messenger RNA, 441 nt
Organism: Acanthamoeba castellanii str. Neff
Lineage: Eukaryota; Discosea; Longamoebia; Acanthamoebidae
Product: ankyrin domain protein
Exons: 3
Coding region: 1-441 (146 amino acids)
Molecular function (GO): protein binding
Source: RefSeq, a predicted model, not a curated record
AUGCAGACGAUCGAGUGGCUGAUCGCCGGUGGGGCGGACGUGAACGUGGCGACGGAGAACAUGAACACGCCGCUCAUGGUGGCCAGCGCCUUCGGCCACCUCGAAUGCGCCAACAAGCUCAUCGAGGCGGGGGCGCAGGUCAACAAGUGCAACAUCUUUGGAUGGAAGGCGCUCCACUUUGCCGUACACGGAGGCUACGCAGACAUCGUCAUUGCCCUGUUCAAGGCCGGGGCGAGGGACUCGCUUGCCAUCCACAGCACCAACCCAGACAACACGAACCCCAAGAGCAAAACGGCGCAGGAAAUGGCGGUGGACGUUGGGCGAGACGACGUCAUACGUGUGUUCGACAUCUACCUCACCAAGAUACCGGCCUACGAGCGCGAGAUCAAGAAGAAGACGAUCCUCGAGAAGAAGAACUCCUUCCAUCACUCCAAGGGCUAA